Messenger RNA from Schistosoma turkestanicum, 9253 nucleotides. The record is from the annotation of a GenBank genome assembly. Lineage: Eukaryota; Metazoa; Platyhelminthes; Trematoda; Strigeidida; Schistosomatidae.
AAAUACCUGCGGUGUGACAAAAUGGAAAAGACUUCAGAUUCAGUAAAUGGUGUUUUAAAAACGGACAAGAUUGACCUUAUGAAUUAUCCUCAUAUUAUCGAUGAGUUAGCCGAAUGGUCCAUAAAUUUGGAUUCCAAAUUGUCAGCAGACAAUAGUUAUUCUGUUGCUGCAGAUUUGUUACGUUGCCGAAAUAUUUCGUUAUCCAGUGUGCAUUCCUCAUUUAAUUUAUCUUUGGAUGACAAGUUAUCGGAUAAUAAAGAGUCAGAUCCAUCUUCUCUUCCAAAGAUAAGUCACCAUUUAUAUAACUCAUGGAGAAAAUUGUCAGAAAUAAUGACUACUUGGUUUCCACCUUCCCAAGUCUUAGUCACUUAUGCUCAUUUGCGCGAAAAUAAUUGCCCUUGGCAAUUAGGUUAUCUUUCAUCUGAGUCCGUUCAAGGGCAAGCUUUAUGUCUGGUAGCAACUCAUUGGCUAGAGUUAAUGGAAUUGCCAAAUAAACUUCAAAGUUCUUAUUCUUUUUCAAUCCAUGAUUUAAAACAAUCAAAUGAUAUUACCCCACUUGAACUUAUUAAAUCUACUAAAAGCUUUACAUAUGUUGAGUCAGAUAUCAAACAAAUUGCUACAAAUCAUCCUUCCAGGAUAACAAGAAAGUGGUAUCUCAGUUACGUAGACCCAUGUCCACAGUGGCGUAUAGUUACUUUUGUAUCUUACAAACCCUACGAAAUAUUUGAGCAUGAAUUAUCAGACAAUAGCUCAAAUUCAGUUUUGGAUAAUCUGUAUUACAUAACCGCUAUAGGUUAUAGUAAUGGUUCCAUUGAUAUAAUUGACCUGUCAGUUGAUGAAAGCGAGAAACCUGACAUAGAUCAAAAUGUUCGACGUAGUCGGAUUUUUAUUACAUCUCCUUUUACACAGUCGAUUAAUUCACUCGGUUGCAAGAAACCACUCUUUCCAAUUAUUUUAUUAUCCUUCAUUGAUAUAUCUCACCUUUUAGUGGGACAUUUCCGAGGUCAUGUGGAUUUGUGGCAUUUAGAUUGGAAAGCGAAAAGUUUCCCAGCUCGUAUGAUGAUGAGAAUUUAUCCUGUCACUGCCUACCAGACUUCUAAACCACCUCCCUUAUUGGCCGCUGUAUAUGAUCCGUCAUCCAGAUUGCUUGUUUUAUCUAGUUUACCCAACACCAAUGUGUCUAAGGUGUCCAAAUCAAUGCACAAAAAGCUUGGAUUAACAUGUUAUUAUGUAUCCAGAAAGGCACCUUAUUUAUCUCUAACCUCUUCUCAUUCAACAUCUGAUGUGAUACCUGGUAGAUUGGUGAGUUUAUAUACUUCCUGUAAAGACAUAUCAGUUCAAUUACUAUCCAACCUAUUUCGUCGCAGCAGUUACCUAACUAAUGAUAACCAAGAUGCAAUCACUUCUAUGGCUUUGACAAACCUCAGCACUAAUUCACUCCCAAUUUUCUCAUCUUCAGAUAUGUCCAACCAGUUACUGCUUGGUAGCCUUCAUUCGUCUGGUUCGUACUCUGUUUGGUUGGUCCCCUCAUUUGAAUUGCUGCUUUUGAUUGCGAAUCCUCAAAUCAGUCCUAACUUUUCAUCAUCACCGGCAAAUGAAGAUUCUAAUGUGUGCAGUAGACCUUUCCAAAUAGCUUGGUGGGGUAGACCUUUAGAAGUAAAUGAAUUCUUAAAUCAGGAUAUUCAGUUAUGUGUUAUUCAUGAAAGUGGUUCAAUUGAUUUGUUAGAUAUAAAAAAAUCUGGUACAGAAUUUUAUCCCAAAAUAGCAAGAAAACUUAACGGUUUAAAAUUACCACAAUUUCCUGUAUUUGCUACACAUUCCUUGCUUCUAUCUCAUCCUGAAUCCUGUUCAUCUGAAAUUGUACUAUUAUCUUCCUGUUUAAAAGAGGAUUCUACAACUAAAGCUGAUAGUUCACAUGAUUCAUCUAAAACUAUUUUUCAUCAUCGUGUACGAUGUACACGAUUAAAAUCGACAACACAUAGUGGUUUAUUUGAUCAUUUUAUACGUAUGGGUAAAUUUCAAAAAGCUUUAGAAUUAAGUGAAACAAGUAAAGAGAAUAGUGAAAUUGUGUAUAAACAAAUGUGGAUUAGAUUAAGUACAGAAUUUUGGAAAUUUAAAAAUUUUGAACAAUUUAUUCAUUCAACACUCGAUUCUAUUGAAAUGCAUCCUUUAUGGGUUAUAAAACAAUGUCUAGAUUAUUUGCCUAGAUUUGUACCAUUGAAUGUGAACUACACCUUGCUAAUUUCAAGUAUUCGAUCCGUGUUAAAUUAUGGUUUAAAUAUGGUAAUAAACAAUAAACGCUUUAAUCAUAAAGAUAACAUUUGGUAUUCUGUUGUAAAAGAACGUUUCUUAAUUUACUUAACUCAUCUGAAUUGUUUGGAGUCUAUAAUACAAGCUGAAUUAUUGUUGUUACGUCAAUCAUCAUCAUCAUCUGAUGAUGAAUGCCUUCAUUUAUGUUUUGUGAAUCAAAUAACAUGUCAACCUUGUCUAGAUGAUAUUUUAGAAGCAUUCAACAAUUUUCGUAUUCAUUCAUUAUUGGAUAUUGCUUUUGAUUGGGCAAAAAAUCAACAAUUUAUUGCAUUGAAUAUUUUAUUUGCACACUUUCCUAAUUCCAUUGGUUUCUAUCGAUUAUUGAUUGCAUCGAGUUUAUCUGAGACAAUUAAUCCUAAUUUGUACUUUCAUAAACUAUUCAAUUUGAAUUCAAAUUUACAAAACAAUCAAAUAGCAGAUUCUAUGAUUCAUGUUCAAAAUGAUGAUGAUGAUAAUAAUAAUCAUAAUUCAAUUGUUGAAAAUAUCCAAUGUCAAUUUUCAAUGUCAUUAUGUUUGACUAUGGAAAUUUUAAAGAAUCCAUUGAAAUUAGUUAAACUAUUAUCUUAUUGGUUAAUUGAACGAGCUAUACAAAUUGAUACACGUUCUGGUCUCACGGAUUAUGCAUUAAAUCUAAUCAGUUUAGGUUUAUCUAUGUGUGAGGAAAUUUUCAAAGGAACUAAUAUUGACAAUGAAAUGGAAACAUGUUUAAAACAAUUGAAAAAAGUUCGUCGAGAUUUUAUUGAACUAGCACAAAUUAUUUACAAUAAAAAUGUAUGCCCAACUACAAUCUUACAAAUUUCAAAUGAUGUUACCAGCUCGAUAAACCGUGAAUUCACUAGUAAUACCGAUAGUACCAAUGAAAAUAUCAGAGCAUUUCAAUUGAAUAUAAAGAAAUUUCAACAUUUCAAUUCUAAAUCUAUCUUGACUCUUCUACUUCGAAUUAAUUUGAAUCAGAUCAACUUUGAUCGUCAGCAGCAUACAUCAUCAUCAUCGUCAUCAACAUCAUUGUCGUCUGUUACAUCAGAUAAACUAGUUUCAUUUGUUAUUCAACAUCUAUUGCCACAUUUAGCUGAGAAAUGUUCACCAUCUGAUUAUGAACAGUUAAUUAAUCAUUGUCUUUUAUAUGCAGCCAAUUGCAUUGGUUUAACUGGUCAUCAAAAACUCUUGGAAUCAUUGAAAUUGGGGUGUUUAAAUGAAUAUCAUCAUGAUUAUUUGUCAACUGAUUUAAAUAGUAAUUUUGAUACGAAUGAUUACUUAAAUAUUUUAAACCCAUAUCAACUAUUGAUGGGAUUAAUUUAUGUUUUAAAAGAAUAUAAACUUGAUUGUAGUAAAGUCGAUCAUCAUCAUCAACAACACCAACAAGAAUUAACUGUUUCAUUACUGUCGACUUAUUUAACUGAUACAAAUCAUUUAAUUCAAUCUAUGCGUAUUUAUUGUCAAGAGAAUAAAAUGUCCAUUUUAAAGACAGUAGUAUAUGAACAAGAAUAUGAACAUUUAUGCAAUACUAUACAUUUAUUCAAUCAAUUAAUCACAGCAUUAAUGGAACUUGUUGCAUUGAAACAAUCCAUUGAACAAUGGAUUGAUCUAUCGAAUUAUGCAUCAUUAUCAUUUCAUAUGAUUGGUACAUUUUAUCAAUGUAGUCAAAAUGUGAAAUAUUUUCAAAAUUUCUUAAAUUAUUGGAUACAAAUAUUUAGUCGAUUCAUUGUGUUUUAUGAACAGGAAAAUGUUGUUAUUAUGCAUGGUAGUGAUGAGAAUAAUAACAAGCAUAAUCAAUGUAGAAAACAAUUGGAAAUUUCUGAAGCAACUGUUAAAAAACUCAAUGAUACAUUUUAUCAAUUCUACAAAAUUCUUUCUAAAGCAUUCUAUCACUGUCCAUCGGAAUCAUGGUUAAAAAUAGGUUUACAAUAUGCAUUAUUCACUUCAGGAAAUGAUUAUUUUCUUGAAUUAUCUAAAAAUUUCUAUUUGAAUUUUAAUGAUUCUCAACAUGUGAAUUUAUGCAAAACAAUUGAACUAUCUGAUUAUGCAUUAAAUCAAUGGGGCAUGUGUUUAUUACAUGCUAUUCGUACUUAUGUGAAUACAUCGGUACCAAUAAGAUCCGAGUUGAAAAUGGCAUUUCACGACAUUCACCUAUCCACAGCAUCUAAUCAGAUUAUUGAUCCGAAUGAACGUUUAGCACGUCAUUGUUUAUCGAUUGUCGAUUCAUUACGUAAUAAUCGUGUAAAUUGGGAUGCAUCGAUUUUGUUGGCAUUUGAUAAAGAAAAAUCCCUAUUGAAUGCAUCCACUUAUCUUGCAACAAUCAAUACAAUGUUAUCAUCAUCCUCAUCGAAUCAACGUUUGAAUUCUUUUAUUACAUCACCUUAUCGAUUAAGAUCUUUAUGGUGUCAUGAUGAAAGUUUUCCAUUUAUAAUGGAAUCCUCUGAAAAAAAACGUAUCAAUUUAUUAAUUCAUGCUUUUAUGAAAUUAAUUGAAUUAUUUUCUACUGAUACAACAAAAUCAAUAUAUGAUUCAGUCUAUAUGGAAAAUGUAUUUGAUUCAAUGACAUUGAAUCAUUUAGCUGAGAGUUUUUUAAUCACUAUUGAACAAGUGAAACAAUGUUACAUACGUUCAAUGUACAAUUAUUUAAAAAUGCAUAAUUCAAUUUAUCCUAAAGUCUGUUUAUUAAAUUUAACUUAUAAAUUUUUAAAUGAUUUAAUUGAACAUUCUGUUGCGUUAUGUUGGCUUGAAUGUGCCAAUUGGGCUGGUUAUCAAUCGGAACUGUUUAAUUCAGAGAAUAAUUUUAUUUGUCAUGAUGAUAGUAGUACUAGUAGUAGUAGUAGUAGUAAUACUACUACUACUGUUGAUCAUUUCAAUAGUAAAUUAUGUUCAUGGACAUAUUUACAUGCUUUGUAUAAUAUUGAACGACCAAAAUCUGAUAGAUCAAAUAAGAAAUUAUUUUCUAAUCUCUCUAAUAUUGAUCCAAUGGAAUUAUGGUCUAUUGAACGAUAUCGUUUACAUUUAGCUAGAUAUGCAUUCACUUAUUGUACAUGUACAGAUUAUUUAAAUGAUUUGACUAAUUUCAUUGGAUUUUGUAUUUUACGCCUUGAAUGGAUUUCAUUAUCAAUGCAAAUGUUAAACAAUAAUAAUAAUAAUCAACAAAAUGAAAGGAAUUUCAAAAAAUUAUCUUUUAAUAUCAUGAAACAAUUUGUAAAAUAUGUUUCGUCUGAUUCGAAACAAUCAGAAAUGGCCAACACUAAUCAUCCUCAUCAUCAUCAAAGUAUGAAGUUGUAUUUACCUCCAUUUUAUUCCGAUUCAACAAAUUGUGUAUUUUCCGAAUUGGCCAGCAAUAAUACCAUGAUGGAUGAUGAAUUUGCACCGAUUGAUUGUUCGAAUUAUGGUUUUUAUGAACAUCGUCUUUGGUUUGUUUUUCUCAUGAAUUGGUCUCAGCUUGAUCAAAUCAAUAUUUUUUCUAAUGAUCAUGAUGUUGAUUGUAAUAUUUAUCAUAUUUGGUGUAAAACUAUUUUAGAAGUAGCCAGUCGGGAUACACGUUUAGCUAUUAGUUAUACAGCGAUUGGUUCAAAAUUUUGUCAAUUUUACUCGAGUAAUUCUGUUUCUUGUUUGAAUUAUAUGAAUGAAGUUAGCGGUGUUCUAUUGCCGUUUCUGGAAUUGUCUAAUAUUACGGAAGAAUUUGAUAGUACAUAUCGUAUUGUCUUGGUACUUUUAUGUUAUACAUUGGUGUCAAUUUAUGAAUCUAAAAAUGUUGACUAUAAUCCUCCCCUGUGUGGAUGUUUUCCAUCUGGUGAAUAUUUAUGCUCGAAAUGUUGUUUAUUAAUAAGAUCGGAAAAUUUCAAUCAGAAAUUUAGUAAACUUCAAAAACAACUUGUCAAUGUAUUUUUAAUUGUUUUAAGAGAAAGUUUAAUUCGUUGUCUGGUCAUGAAAUUUCCUAGUAUUGAUUUUGUACGUUUUCGUCAUGAUCAAACUUAUCGAGAAGAUACUAUUUAUGGAUUGUGUGCAACGCAUUUCUCACUUGGUCUACAACUUUGUGCAUGUUAUCAUCUUAAUCAACUUGAAGGUGUAUUUUGUCGUCUUGAAUGUUUGUUUCGUGAUGAAGAUUGUACGAAUAAUGAUCGACUGAAACAAAUGAUCGCUAGUAUCAUCAGUCGGAUUGUUAAAUUGCCAAAUGGAUUAGAACUUUUAUUGAAUCGUUUGCAGCAAACCGUUUAUCCAUUUCUGACACAAUUUUCACAAAUAAAAUUAUUUUUUGACGUGAUACCUAAUGAUGAUGAUGAUGAUGGUGAUUCUCAGGCAAUAAUUGAUGGCAUUCAAAUAAGAUCACAUCGAAAACUAUUGAAUAUUUUAUGUAAAUUACAAAUUGCCGAUCAAUUAUUCCAUUGUGUAACCUAUCAAGAAUUCAUUAAAUUUCUUCAUCACUCUUCUGCAUUGCAUAAUCAUCCACUGUGUAUUCAUGUGAAAACAAAGUCAGAUGCAGAUGUUAUAGCAAAAGUUGUUGAACAAAUACAAGAAGUCAAUGACGAUGACAGUAUUGACAUUACAUCGUUACAAGUUGGUGAUAUUUAUGCAAUAUUUGGUUUAAAAGUAUUUUACGAUCCGACAUUAUUUGAAUCUUUUACUGAGAUGUCUGACUUAUUAAAAUUAUUCAAAUCAAUCGCUCCAGGUAAUACGACAAAUGAUGUUGCACGAUUUAAAAACUGGUUGAAUGAAUUGUUAUAUGAUAGUGAAUUUUCAAAAGAUCUAUCGAUUAGUCAACGUCGUUUGGUUUUGAAAUCGGCACAUACGUUUGUUUCAAGAUUAAAUAAAACUAUUGUCAAUUCAGAAUGGAGCAAUAGUGGUGUUGACGAGAUGAUCAAUGGUUAUGUAUCGCAUUUCGAACAAAUUUUGUAUUUAUUAAAUAAAAUUUUAUUUCCUCAAGAGAAUAACACCAAUGAAAUUGAUCCUGAUGGGAAUUUCCACAAUAAAUACUCUUUACCUAAGGAAUUGUAUAAAAAAUUAAUCAGUAUGAAACCUAGUAAUCAAUUGGCUAUGGUUGAUUGUUUGAAAGAACUUAUUUUUGGAAUAAUUAAUAACAUGGAUUGUGAUGAACACAAUAAGAAUACUGACAGUGUAUCAGUUUGUUUACAAAUUUCUACGAAAUUACAAAUUCUUGGCUGUUUACUACCUCCUUGUUUAAAAAUUUUAGAAAUUAAAAAUGAAAUAUGGUUAACUAUUCUACAAGAAAGUUUAUCUGUUUGUUUCUCAAUAUUAUCAUCAAUCUACACUGUACGUUUUGAAUAUUUCGCGCAAAUCAAUUUCCAUCAACAUGAAUUAUCAACACCAGUGUUUACAACAAAUACACAAAUUCAAACAUUAUAUCCACAUGUGAAUGAUUUUCUGAAUUUAUUUAUUAAAGAACAACAACAACCACAACCAGCGCAAUUGGAUGAUACGUUGUUCUUUGUUGACUCUAUUCAACUGUUGUCAUGUUUUCUUUCCAAUGACAUUAUUCGUCGUUUAUUUGGUCAACAUCUAUUCAAUUCAUAUUCGAAUACUGAUGAUAAUGAUUGGGAAGAAUCAAAUGUUACCAAUUUAUUUUCAAUAUUUGUUAAUACUAUAAAAUAUUAUUUACAAAAUUCUUUUUUUAAUUCAAAAUUAUUAUCUCAUUUCUAUGAUCAAUUGUUGUUGAUCAAUGUAGAAAGUGAUGAGAUGAAUGAAUUUAAAAAUUGUAUAGAAUGUUUAUUUCAACAAAAUGAUCAGCGUCAAGAUGAUGUUCAACGACAAAUUGACAAUGGUGUUGUUGUUGUUGGUGAUGAUGAUGAUUCAUUUCUUGUUAUCAAAGAGAAUGUAGAAAUAUUGCGCACGAUCAUUGAACUCAUCGAUCUCAUUGUAACUGAUGACAUUCUACCAGAGAAAUGUGAUUUCCUUCAACAUUUAUGGAUACUUUGGUAUGAAUAUUGUGAAAAAUCCGGAUUAGUUUUUAUUGACAAUGGUUUAUUCAACUCGGAACUACUUAUAGAUCAAUGGACAAAAUUUUGUAUCCCACCAGUGGAAUUUGCUAAAGCAGGACUUAAAAUGUUAUCAGAUUAUUAUACUACAAAUAAACCGCUUCAUUCUUAUCCACCUACAUAUCAAGCUGCAAUUCUUGGUGUUGCAUUGAUACAAUCGAAUUCUGAUGUGAUACAUUCUGCCUUAUCAAUUUUAACCAAUAUUACCGACCAAUCGAUUAUUCAAUAUUUAGAUACCAAUGUUUGUUGUUAUUUUCUAUGUACACAUCCUAGACAAUGGUUGAAUUUAAUCAACCAGAAUUAUAAUUCCAAUGCUCCAAUAAUUUAUCAGAAAUUAUUUUCUAAAAUAUUCAAUUCUUUAAUUGAUUUACUGCAAUUCAAUCAUCAUAAUCAAGCUGUUGUUUAUUUUCAAUUAGGACGUAAUAUUUGCUUGUUAUUACGUAAUGAAGAUUUAUGGUUAGAAAUGGCACAGAUUUGUAUGAUUAUUUAUCGUAUCCAACCGGGUCGAAUACCAAUGCAACAUGUAAUGAAGUUAGUCAGUGAACUGGAAUUUCACGAGUGUUAAACUUGUUUAGCACCUUUUUUUAGCGAGUUGAUUUUCUACCUGAUUGGAUUGUUAAGCCGUAUACCCAACCCUUCUUCCUUUUCUUUAUCCCGGGCUUGGGACCGGCAGUAGACCCAGAGGCGGGGUGCUCCAGGUGGAGUGGGAGUUAAACUUACUGAUUAAUAUAUAUGUAUAUUUUUCUAUAUUCAUGUCUUUCAUUGAAUAAUCUAUUUUCUUUUUUUGAUGUACAAUCUUGCUAAUUUUAUAUUCCUUUUUCUUGUUUAUUUCAAACUAACUUUUUAUCUUGUAUAAAAAAAAUAGGCAACUUUUUUUUGGCUGAUGUACAGUAAACUUUUUUUUUCUUGAUUUUGUUGUGAAAAAUUGACUAUUUGUACUUUUGUACAUUCCGGUUAAUAUAUUGGAU